AUGCUGGUCAUAACCCCAAUCACCAGAUACGCGUCGGUUACUUCUCCACUGGUCACCACGCUAAUAGUCUACGCUUAUUUUGCUUUCGCUCUCUUCGCUUGGCAAUACCUCGAUCCUACGAAACCCUACAAGAGCCACCGAGUUGAUCUCUAUGUCCCGUUCUUCGGUCUACUUCGUUUCCUCUUCUACAUGGGCUGGCUAAAGGUGGCAGAAACCCUAAUCAGUCCAUUUGGUGAAGAUGAAGACGAUUUUGAAAUUGAAGAGUACAUUGAGCGCAAUGUGCAGUUUACAAAUUUUUGGGACCGGUGUUAUAAUGAUGAGAUUCCUCCAGUGAUCAAGGACGUCUAUUGGGAUGCAGAAGAUAUCAACUUACCCAAGAAAAUCUCCAUGGCGGAUGGAAAUGGAGAUGCCGGUCUUUGGUCCCAUGCAGUUUCCUUCUCAGCAGCUGAUGACCCCUUCCGUGGCUCAUUAGCCAAUAUGGAUUUCGCAUCUAAUCGAAAAAUUAAAAAGCACACGUGUUUGACUCAUAUAUCUCUUUGCACAAUGGUUGCUGGUGCCUUUGUAGCUGUCAGUGGCGACAUCAAUUUCGAUCUAAUUGGGUAUGGCUUUGUCUUUGUCAACAAUAUUUCAACUGCCGCCAAGGGUCUUCUUACAAAAUCUCGUCUUUCAAAGCAUAAUUUCUCUAGCACAACUCUUCUGUUCUAUAAUUCUAUAUUCAUGUUUCCAUUCAUGUUGGUGCUCGUUUUAAUCACAGGCAAAGUUCAGAAUGUGAUUGACUUCCCCCUAUGGACAAAUGUCUGGUUUGUGAUCGGCUUUCUCUUUUCGUGCUUAGCGGCAGUUACUCUACAAUUCCUCACGUUUGAGUGCACGCGACUCACAUCUGCUCUGACAACUAGUGUGAUUGGUAUUAUGAAGAAUACGAUUGUCUCAUAUGGUGGUAUGUUUGUUGGUGGGGAUUACAUCUUUACAAUUGUCAACUUCUGUGGAGUUACUCUCAGGUGCGCUCGAUCUUCGUUUUAA
Messenger RNA from Rodentolepis nana, 1020 nucleotides. Lineage: Eukaryota; Metazoa; Platyhelminthes; Cestoda; Cyclophyllidea; Hymenolepididae. The record is from the annotation of a GenBank genome assembly.